AUGGCUGAUGGCAACGAGGAUCUGCGGCCGGACGACUUGCCGGGGCCGGCCUUCGAGAGCUAUGAGUCUAUGGAGCUCGCCUGCCCCGCCGAGCGCAGCGGCCACGUAGCUGUCAGCGACGGGCGCCACAUGUUCGUCUGGGGCGGCUACAAGAGUAAUCAAGUCAGAGGAUUAUAUGACUUCUAUUUGCCUAGAGAAGAACUAUGGAUCUACAACAUGGAGACUGGAAGAUGGAAAAAAAUCAACACUGAAGGUGAUGUUCCUCCUUCUAUGUCAGGAAGCUGUGCUGUGUGUGUAGACAGGGUGCUGUACUUGUUUGGAGGACACCAUUCAAGAGGCAAUACCAAUAAGUUCUACAUGCUGGAUUCAAGGUCUACAGACAGAGUGUUACAAUGGGAGAGAAUUGAUUGCCAAGGAAUUCCUCCAUCAUCAAAGGACAAACUUGGUGUCUGGGUAUAUAAAAACAAGUUAAUAUUUUUUGGAGGGUAUGGAUAUUUGCCAGAAGAUAAAGUAUUGGGAACUUUUGAAUUUGAUGAAACAUCUUUUUGGAAUUCCAGUCAUCCAAGAGGAUGGAAUGAUCAUGUACAUAUUUUAGAUACUGAAACUUUUACCUGGAGCCAGCCUAUAACUACUGGUAAAGCACCCUCACCUCGUGCUGCCCAUGCCUGUGCAACUGUCGGAAACAAAGGCUUUGUGUUUGGAGGCAGAUACCGAGAUGCUAGAAUGAAUGAUCUUCACUAUCUUAAUCUGGAUACAUGGGAGUGGAAUGAAUUAAUUCCACAAGGCAUAUGCCCAGUUGGCCGAUCUUGGCACUCACUAACACCAGUUUCUUCAGAUCAUCUUUUUCUCUUUGGAGGAUUUACCACUGAUAAACAGCCACUAAGUGAUGCCUGGACUUACUGCAUCAGUAAAAAUGAAUGGAUACAGUUUAAUCAUCCAUAUGCUGAAAAACCAAGGUUAUGGCACACAGCUUGUGCCAGUGAUGAAGGAGAAGUAAUUGUUUUUGGUGGAUGUGCCAACAACCUGCUUGUCCAUCACAGAGCUGCACAUAGUAAUGAAAUACUAAUAUUUUCAGUUCAACCAAAAUCUCUUGUACGGCUAAGCUUAGAAGCAGUCAUUUGUUUUAAAGAAAUGUUAGCCAACUCAUGGAACUGCCUUCCAAAACACUUACUUCACAGUGUUAAUCAGAGGUUUGGUAGUAACAACACUUCUGGAUCUUAAGGCUUCAUAAAUAAUGCCUCUGAUCACCCUGCAUGGACAGCAAUCCUGUAAACAUCACGGAGUUGGCAUCAUUUGUAUAAUUAUAUGCAUUGUUGUAGUUUGCAACUUUUGGUUUAAUGUGCAUGUGGAUGGCCUAGAGAACCUAUUUUUGUGUCUAAAGUUUACAAUAAAUGUAUUUAACACCA
Molecule: messenger RNA, 1406 nt
Organism: Callithrix jacchus (white-tufted-ear marmoset)
Lineage: Eukaryota; Metazoa; Chordata; Mammalia; Primates; Cebidae
Gene: KLHDC2
Product: kelch domain containing 2
Molecular function (GO): protein binding
Source: RefSeq, a predicted model, not a curated record